Molecule: messenger RNA, 3022 nt
Organism: Nymphaea colorata (pocket water lily)
Lineage: Eukaryota; Viridiplantae; Streptophyta; Magnoliopsida; Nymphaeales; Nymphaeaceae
Product: probable methyltransferase PMT5
Exons: 10
Coding region: 561-2426 (621 amino acids)
Cellular component (GO): cytoplasm
Molecular function (GO): methyltransferase activity
Source: RefSeq, a predicted model, not a curated record
UGCGGAACCACUUCCAUUAGCUUUCGUUUCAAUAUAUUUAGAGAGAUUCCUUUUCUCGUAAACAAUCUUUCUAUUUGAAUUCUCAUAAUUAUCCCUUUUUUCAACUCUCUCUCCUCUCUCACUUUUCUACUCCAUUAAAGACCCACUUUCUUUGCAUCUGCUGCUUCCCCAUCUCUCUCUUUCUCUCUUGUAUCACCUUCCUACUUCCAUUGAACAAUUAGUCUGCCUGCCACCCUAUUCACAUCUCUCUCUCUCUCUCUCUCUCUCUCUCUCUCUCUCUCUCUUCCUUCCUGUUGCUGAUGACAAUGGUUCAUGGGUUCUCCACGCAACCGCCAUUAAUCUGAUCCCGUUCAUUCUGAUCGAGCAUGAUCCUGACAAUGUCCAUGGGGUCAUCUUUGAGAGGGAACUUAAUGCUUCACGGAUGCUGAAAGAUAUUAAGAAUUUCCAAGAUCUUGGUUCAUUAGCUUCCAUCCCACAGAAGCCAUAUUAAGUAUCUAUUCUUGUCCAAUUUCUAGGUUCAGCUUGGUCACCUCCAUUGGGAGUUUUCCUUUGAUGUGGACAUGAAAGGCUCCUUGGGUCACUUGUCGUUUAAGAGUUUGGGGAGAUACCCGCCCUCAAAUUGGUUGCUUCUGUGCAUCAUUGCCAUCCUUGCGUUUACUGCUCUACUGGGUUCUUCACGAUUGAGUUCGUUGAUUCCUUCUACUCCUGGCUCUCCCUCGUUUGACGUUUAUGGAAACUAUAGAAGGCUUAGGGAGCAGGCGGUGGCUGAAUUAACAGAAAUACGGUCUCUCUCCCAGGGAACUCAUGGUCAAGAGUUUGAGCUCUGCAGUAAGGAACUAGAAAACUAUGUGCCCUGCUACAACGUUACAGCAAAUCAAUUAGCAGGCUUCCACGAUGGAGAAGAAUUUGAUAGGCAUUGUGAGGUUUCUGGAGUGGGUCCUCAUUGUUUGAUUCGUCCACCCAAGGAUUAUAAGAUUCCCCUCAGAUGGCCUGCUGGUCGAGAUGUUAUAUGGAGCGGCAAUGUAAAGAUAACAAAAGAUCAGUUUCUUUCUUCCGGAAGUAUGACGAAAAGGUUAAUGCUAUUAGAAGAGAAUCAGAUAGCCUUCCACUCAGAUGACGGAACAAUCUCUGAUGGAGUUAAGGACUACUCUCGGCAAAUUGCGGAGAUGAUUGGGCUAACUAGUGACAGUGAAUUUCAUAUGGCUGGUAUUCACACACUAUUAGACAUUGGAUGUGGAUUUGGCAGCUUUGGAGCUCAUCUUUUCUCUGUCAAGCUUACAACAGUUUGUGUUGCUGUUUAUGAGGUCUUUGGCAGCCAAGUGCAGUUGGCUCUUGAGAGAGGUCUGCCAGCAAUAAUUGGAAACUUUAUUUCAAGGCAACUUCCAUAUCCAUCCUUGUCAUUUGAUUUGGUGCACUGUGCCCAAUGUGGAAUCAAUUGGCAUGAGAAAGAUGGUAUGUAUUUAAUUGAGGCAGACAGAGUUCUGAAGCCAGGGGGCUACUUCGUUUUGACUUUGCCAUUAACAAAGUCACAAGGAUCAACAAGUCGUGUGAAAAAUCAAAAUAUGGUAACCUAUAUUGAAGAGUUUGUAGAUAAAAUAUGUUGGAGUUUAUUGUCUCAGCAAGACGAGACAUUUGUUUGGCAGAAGACGACAGAUGCUCACUGCUAUGCAUUUCGAAAGCAAGGAGAUGUACCUCCUCUUUGUAAAGAAGAAAGUGAUAUGGAUUCAUAUUAUCAACCACUUGCAUCAUGCAUCAGUGGAACUCAUAGUGAGCGUUGGAUUCCCAUACAGAACAGGUCUCACGUUCAGUCAAGUACAAAAGCAAUUGCAAUUCAUGGUAUACAACAAACUGAAUUUGAUGAAGAUUCAAAGACAUGGAAGUCAGCUGUUACAGACUAUUGGUCGCUGCUCACUCCUUUGAUUUUUUCAGACCAUCCAAAAAGGCCUGGUGAUGAGGACCCUUUGCCUCCAUUCAACAUGAUACGUAAUGUAAUGGAUAUGAAUGCUCGCUAUGGAGGAUUUAACCAUGCCCUUCUGGAAGAAGGAAAAUCUGUCUGGGUUAUGAAUGUGGUGCCAGUCAGAACACAUAAUACACUUCCUCUGAUAAUUGAUCGAGGUUUUGCUGGCAUUUUACAUGAUUGGUGUGAACCAUUUCCUACUUAUCCCAGAACGUAUGACAUGAUUCAUGCAACUGAUCUCCUUUCCCAUCACGUACAUUCUGAAGGAUGUGAUCAAUCUACUUUGUUACUUGAGAUGGAUCGAAUGCUACGACCUGAGGGGUGGGUUGUUUUUCGUGAUCAGAUUGAACUGAUCGAGAAGGCUCGCAUCAUUGCAACUCAAAUUCGUUGGGAUGCACGAGUUAUUGAGCUUCAAAGCAGCAAUGAAAAGCGGUUACUUGUUUGUCAAAAGCCAUUCUUGAAGAAAUGAUCAAUUUACGUGUCAUGACAUGAAUUCAGUGAAGUUCUACCUUUAUGAACAUACAUGAGGAAAGCAAAGGCUGUCUAUGUGAGUGGCAUAUUUUUGUAUCCGCUGCUGGAGAGAGAGAGAGAGAGAGAGAGAGACUGAGAAUACAUGGUGGCUGUUGAUGAGCAUGCAUCAUCUUCUUGGUGCUAUUUUGGCAGCUUCCGUUUGUAUCCUCUGGUUGUAAAGCCAAGUUGACACUCAACGUGUGCUAGAUGAGAUUACAGUGCAGAAUGGGGUUUAUUUUCGUAUCUGUGAUUUGAUAGAUUCAUUUUUUAUUGAGGCUUUAUUGGUUGAAGCAGCCUUGUAAAUUCAUUUUUAAGUUUUUUUCAUUUGUAUUUUGGCCAUUGUCAAUUCUUUAUUGACUUCGUUCUUGUUCAUUUUGGAAAGAGGGCGGGUUUUUGGAAUGAUUGUGGAAUAAAGUAUCAUAAAAGACAUCAUACACAGAGAAUGUUAUGCACCUCCAUAUGUUGAACAAUUGUAGCUCAAGAAGGAUAGUUUAUGUUCUUUGUGCUCUUAUACCACUACUUGAAUGCAAUUUGUUCUUGUUCUUGUUCUUAUUC